ACUAGUUACUUGGUCUACGUAAUUAAUAUCUAUUAGUUAAACCGUGUUGAUCAAUUCAACUCCAUUCUUCAUGUCUUCAAUUUUGGACUAGUCUUUUUGACACAUAAGUGGUUAGUUUAAGCUUAAUAUAUGACUGACCUUUGCUCUUGUAAAUAAUCAUUCCUCUUUCAUUUGCUACACAAUUACCAUGAAUCCAAGGUUUGCUAUGGCAAUUCAUUAUUAUGUCUUUAUUGUGUUCUUCAUGCACAUAUCAGUGUUACAUGUACUUGCAUUAAACCCCAUGAUUGGCAACGUUACUGUGAAGUGCAUAGAGAGUGAAAGGCAAGCACUACUCGCUUUGAAACAGGGUUUUCAUCUCAACAACAAUGCUUGGCUUUCUUCUUGGGGACAUGGAGACAAUCAAAAAGAGUGUUGUAACUGGGAACACAUUCAGUGUAGCAAUGAAACAGGCCAUGUUUUGAAGCUUGAUCUUCAUGUUUCUGAUCAUAUUGUAAGAGCUGGCUCCAUUACUACAGCACUGGCUGAGUUGCAUCAUUUGAACUAUUUGGAUCUUAGUUACAUUUCUUUCAAUCUCACCCCAUCAAUUCCUAUCUUUAUUGCCUCUUUAACCCAUUUGAGAUACCUCAAUCUUUCACACUCUGGCUUCCAAGGAAAAGUACCCCAUCAGUUUGGCAACUUGCUCUUCUUGGAAUAUCUUGAUCUUGGAUAUAAUAGCCUCUUAGCAGAAAUUCCUCCUCAAAUUUCAAACCUCUCCAAUUUAGUGUACCUUCAUUUGGGAUCCAAUUCUUUUCAUGGGAACAUUCCUCCACAACUUGGAAGUCUCUUACCCUUGAAAUAUUUGGAUUUGAGUGAAAAUGGUUUCAAUGGAACUAUUCCAGAAAAUUUUGGAAAUCUUUCAAAUUUGGAGUAUCUUGACCUUAGCUCCUCUUAUCAAAUAUCUUUGAGUUCUGAUUUGCAAUGGUUAUCUCAUCUUUCAUUUAUGAGGCAUCUUUCACUCCCUAAGGUUAAUCUUAGCACUGCAAACAAUUGGCAACAACUAGUGAGUGGUCUUUCUCAUCUACAAUACUUGGACUUCAAUGGUUGUGAUCUUUCAGAUUCCAUCCCCUCAUCACUUUCUUCUGCUGCAAAUUUCUCCACUUCUCUGUCAUUUGUGGAUCUCUCUAGCAACAAUUUGAUGAACUCGUCUUUGAUAUUUCCAUGGUUAAUGAACUCAACUAGCAGCCUAGCCAUGCUCAAUUUGGAUCAUAAUUAUCUGAGGGGAACCAUACCACAGGCCAUAGGGGAAUUGAGCUCUCUUGAAUACUUGAAUCUUGCCAGCAACCAACUCGAAGGCCAAAUACCUAUAUCAUUGUUUCAUGUUUGCAGCUUGAGAGAAUUAGACCUUUCCGGAAACAGGUUGAGUGGCCAGUUUCAUGAGUUUGCUAAAGCAUUGUCCAAUUGUAAUCACAAGCAAUUGCAAACUUUGAAGAUGGGAUGGAAUGAAAUUACAGGUAUGGUGCCAGACCUUUCUUCAUUUUCAUCAUUGCAAGUGUUACGACUUGAUAGCAAUGGAUUAAAUGGAACUUUGCAUGAAGGCAUUGGACAACUAUCCAAUUUGAGGGAGUUAAGGCUUGGAAAUAACUCAUUGGAAGGUUUGAUAUCUGAGUCUCAUUUCUCUAAACUUUCCAUGCUAUUAACUUUGGAUUUAUCUCAUAAUUCAUUGGUCUUUAACAUUAGCAAUGAGUGGGUUCCCCCUUUCAAAUUAAUCAAGAUUAAAUUGGCAUCUUGCAUUUUGGGCCCUGACUUUCCAAAAUGGCUUCAAAGCCAACAUAACAUGAAUUGGUUGGAUAUUUCUGGAGCUGAAAUAUCUAGCAAUGUUCCUAAUUGGUUCUGGGAAUUCCUUCCCACAAUGAGUGCCUUGCAGAUUGAUCUAAGCUCAAAUUCUUUUGAAGGCCCAGUCCCAGCAUUUCUUUCAAUAUCAGCACAAGUGUUUCUGUCCAACAACAUGUUUUCAACAGCAAAUCUUUUUCUGUGUUCUAACGUGUCUGCGAACACUGAGUAUUUAGAUUUGUCAAAUAAUCACAUUAGAGGACAGCUCCCAGACUGUUGGAUGAAUUUCCAAUCUCUAGGCUUCCUAGAUUUGUCCAACAAUUAUUUUCAUGGCAGCUUACCGAGAUCUAUGGGAUCAUUGAGGCAAAUUCAGUCAUUACAUCUAGGUGAUAACAAUUUUUCUGGAGAAAUACCACUGUCCUUUGUUAAUUGCACAGAGCUAAGACUUUUUGAUGCUGCAAAGAAUAAUUUAACUGGGCCAUUCCCUAGCUGGAUUGGAAAUAAUCUUUCAAAUCUGUUUAUACUUAGCUUGCAUUCCAAUCAAUUUCAUGGGAGCAUGCCUCUAAAUAUAUGUAAUCUUGAUGAGCUUCAUUUGUUGGACCUCUCUUUGAAUAGUCUUUCAGGGAAUAUACCUAAAUGCAUAAGCAAUCUUUCUGCAAUGGCAAGUCAAGCAACUUCAAAGGUUGAUAUUUUCUAUGCUUAUGAUGCAUAUUAUGAUGAUUUUGAUGGCAUUACCAGCUUUGGAGUUAAUGCUGAUAGUGCUUCACUUAUAUGGAAAGGAAAAAUGUCAAAAUACAGAAGUACAUUAGGACUAUUGAGAAGCAUUGAUUUAUCAAGUAACAUAUUCAAUGGGGAGAUUCCAAGUGAGAUGAUGAGUCUUGUUGGUUUAGUUUCUCUUAACAUUUCGAGGAACAAGUUAGUUGGUAAUAUUCCUCAAGGUAUUGGACAAUUGAAAUCCUUGGAUUUUCUUGAUCUGUCUAGAAAUCAAUUGUCUGGAAGGAUUCCUUCACAACUGUCUCAGCUAGAUCGUCUCAGUGUUCUUGAUCUAUCAUAUAAUGAUUUAUCAGGCCAAAUUCCACUCGGUACCCAACUUCAAACUAGAGAUGCAUCUGCUUAUAUAGGAAAUCCAAAAUUAUGUGGUGCUCCUCUCAACAAAACCUGUCUCAUUCCUACACAGAAUCCAGUUGAUGGAAAUGAUGAUCACGAAGAACAAUUUUUUACUGAGGGGUUUUACAUUGCCUUGGCAAUUGGAUUUAUUAUGGGGUUUUGGGGAGUUUCCUGCUCAUUGAUUUUGAAGAAAUCUUGGAGAUAUGCUUAUUUCAAGUUCUUUAAUGAUCUGUAUGACAAGCUUUAUGUAUUUGCUGCAAUUAAGAUGGCUAAAUUAAAAAGACUCAGAGCUUAAGUAAACAGGUAAAAGAGUAGACAACAUCAUAUGUUAAAAAAAGAGGUUUGCUUAUGAUACAACCAGGAUCUUCGUGUGUAUCCUAUUUGGAAGGAGAUCAACAAAAUGAAGUGAUAGUGUUGUGUUUGCAUAUUUUAGCCCUGUUUAGGUUGUCAGUUGUAGCUGCAGGGUGGAGUGUGGAAGAGGAUUCUUUGAAACUUGGCCUUGUUUUGUUGCUGUGAUUUAUUUUCAUGGAUGAUUUAGGUGUUGUUAUGAAAGUGUUAGUAGUGAGUUAAUACUCAAUUUAAUCCCUGAAAUUUGAGGUUGGACUUAAAUUGAUUCUUACAAUUUUAAUAUAUUCAAAUUAGACACCCAAAAUUUAUAAUCGUAACUCACAUUAACCCUUGAGCUGAUCUCCGUCAGUAGCAUAUUGAUUUGGUACAUUAACCUAAUAUCAUCAUUAGGUGAAAACUAAAAGACUAAUUUGAUUGUUAUCUCUAUUUACAUUAAAAAUGUGACUUUGUUUCCUUUUGUAAUUUUGUAGCUGGGGAUACAGGAUUUGGACAAAGUUGGGAAGAAAGGAAGAUCAAUAUGUGGAAGUGAUUUUAGCUUGGAAUCACUGUUUGGUCCUGCCAAUUCAUCAAGUGUAUCCAAUAGUGACAAUGCUAGUAUUGUUUCCUUGUGAUCAUAAUAUUUAUGCAACAGAUAAUAUCAAAGGUCAUGUUCAAUUUUACAUUACACUAACAUGUGCUGCAAAAAAAAAAACAGCAGAAAAUUAUAUCCAAUCGUAAAUGAGUCCAUCAAUGUUUUGUUGUGUAGUGUUGCAUUCAUUCCUUCAAUAGUCUUGCUGUCUAAUUUUUUUAUUGGCACAAGACAUUAGGAGAAAGUGCAAAUGUUGUAUUGUUUUGAUGUUUGAGUAGCAUUUCG
Messenger RNA from Arachis stenosperma, 4117 nucleotides. Its product is annotated as receptor-like protein EIX2. The transcript has 3 exons. The record is from RefSeq and is a predicted model, not a curated record. The coding region runs from base 188 to 3211 and encodes 1007 amino acids. Gene Ontology annotation, molecular function: protein binding. Lineage: Eukaryota; Viridiplantae; Streptophyta; Magnoliopsida; Fabales; Fabaceae.